Molecule: messenger RNA, 822 nt
Organism: Bombus pyrosoma
Lineage: Eukaryota; Metazoa; Arthropoda; Insecta; Hymenoptera; Apidae
Product: GSK3-beta interaction protein
Exons: 2
Coding region: 311-667 (118 amino acids)
Biological process (GO): regulation of canonical Wnt signaling pathway
Cellular component (GO): cytoplasm
Molecular function (GO): kinase regulator activity; protein kinase A binding
Source: RefSeq, a predicted model, not a curated record
CCGAGAAAUAUGUGGGAUUGAACAUACAACAUAAAUUUACAACUACGCAGUGUCAAGGUCCAAACUGAUGACAGAUCGUAGUCACUGUCGUCACUGAAAAGCGAUAUUAUAUAUCUCUUAAGAGAGAAAUAAGUUCGCCAAAUAGUUACAUAAUCGUAUAAUCUUGGUCUUUGACCCUCGGUUCUCGGUUCUAACCUGUCCACGUGCCGUCUUAUUGUUAGCACGAAUAAGACGAACUUUGUUCAACGUAACGAAUUAAUAUUACAUGCGUCCGUAAAAAGACGGUUAUUGACGCUGUUAAAACGCGAGAAUGAAGGAAGAGGUGAAUAACAAAGAGCUGGACAAGGAUCACUGGAAGCUUGAAGCGCAAACCAUUAUCAACGACGUAAAACAGCAUGUAACGGACAUCAAAAUAUCAGAAAAAUUACGAAAUAACAAUCAUUUCCUCUACUUAAAUUUGAUUACAUUAGAGGGCUUGAAGUUUUGCAUAGAACUAUCAAGUGCUGGUUUUACCAUCGUUGGUAACGAACACGACGACACAUCAAAGAGAGAAAGCGAACACUACGAAACGCCCUACAGCUUGUUGAAUUUCGUUAGCCCGCAAUAUAGGGAUUCCUUUGGGAAUUCGCUUGUUCAUAAGCUUAAACAAUUAAGUAACUCACAGUGAACAAAUUUAAUCAGAAUUUUUUAAUAGUGAAAUGAAAUACAGUUAAAUAUAAAUGAAAAUAAAGUGCUAAUUCCAAUUGUUUGAAUACACACACAUACACACAUCUUUCAACAAUAAGCGUUUGAAAUCCAAAAUAAAUUAUGAUUCUCGUCAAA